AUAUAUACAUAGAUAUACAUAUAUACACCCACACACACACAUACCCAAACCCACACACAAAAAAACGCAUCGAAAAACAGCCGCUAAGGAAUCCAGUCAACAAAAAAGACUUUGAAUGCUGCACAAAUAUAAAUCCAAUUGGAGGCAACACAGCAAGCGCAACGAGUGAGAAAUUUUUCCAAUUGGGCAAUGAAGAUGGAAGUGCUCUCAGUACAAAAUCACAUUCAGGGACAAUUCGGCGGCAUUGGCACAACAAAAGUUAAAGACUGGACGAGUCCGCUAACGGCACCAGCAACUGCAACAGCCGCGGAGGUGAACGUGGCUGACGUGGACGUUGCGAACGUGGACGUGGACGUAGACGUUGAUGUUGUGGAUGGCCAUCCGGCUUCUGUGCUGCACAUGCGUCAGCAUCAGGCGCUCAACACCCGCCCGCGGCUCUCCUCAUCAUCGUCCGCCUCCUCGACGGGCGCCAACGCCACCGUCGGCAUCAAGGCCCCCGCCUGCCCAAUGGCGGCCAGCUUCGAUAUGUUGAAUGGAGGCAGUGCAACCGCUGGUUAUAUGUCGAACGUAUUGCAGGCAGCACCGCAGACAACAGCGCUGCCCGCUUCGCCGCUGCAGUCGACUCCAUCCGCACGCUUCGGCGCCAUCGAUAAUCUGGACGACGUGAGCGCCAUUGCGGUGCAAGAACUUUCGCAGCAGUUGCAGGCCAAGCUGCGCGAUGCCAAGAGCGAGCAUCUCGCCUGUACCGAGGUGACGUUGCCUAACAAUUUGAUGCAGCGAAUUGCAGCCGAAAUCAUUCGCAUGUCGGAGCGAGAGCCGUGCGGCGAAAGAGCCUGCACCAUAUUCAUCGAAUUUGAGAGCGAGCCGAACAACGUCAGACGUAUUGCUUCGUUUAAAGUGGACCCGGACACGGUUUCCAUAUUUGAGCUUUAUCUAACGUUGAAGCAGGACAAGCGAGGCUGGUCCAGCCUGCUGCCAAAGCUGCUCAAAUAUAUAACACGCAGCAACACGAUUAUGAUCAGUCCCGAUUUUACUUUGACCAAGAACAAACUCUACUCUCCAAGUAGAGGCAGCAUCAUAUGAGGCAUAUGGAAGGCGUAGACGUGGACGUGGGCAUGGUUGAUGGUAUUUUGGAUGCUGCACUUAAAUCAUUACACAAAUCCCUCCGAACAAGUAAAUGAAAAUAAAAGAAGAAGAGCAGCGAAUGUAACAGCUCCAAACGUUGUACCAACUCACGUCUGCGUCCUUAACAAAACCCAUCCAAAACAAACAAAAAACAAAAAAAAUUUAUUAAUUUAAAAGAAACAACAAACCCAUAAAGAGGCAAACUUUGGACCACAAUUCAACAAAUCCUGCAAAACAAAAACAAACAACAAAUCAACGCAACACUAGGAGAAAUAAUAAUAAUAAUAAAAACAAACCCAACAACAAACAAUUAUGUAUUUUGAGACCUAAAAAUCCUAAAAACAAACAAAAACAAAUCAACUGCAGUUGCAGGCAACUCAAAACUCUUAUUGGACUGACUUUUUGGCUUAUAAACAAAAAAGGAACUUUUUGAAACAAAAACAAAAAAUCAAAUAUUGAAAAUAUUGUAAACAAAAAAAGGAAAAUUGUCACUCAGUGAAAACGGUUGCCGGUUAUCCGUUUUUAAAAAACAAAAGCAAAACAAAAAAAAAA
Molecule: messenger RNA, 1677 nt
Organism: Drosophila hydei
Lineage: Eukaryota; Metazoa; Arthropoda; Insecta; Diptera; Drosophilidae
Product: protein charybde
Exons: 4
Coding region: 190-1083 (297 amino acids)
Biological process (GO): apoptotic process; regulation of TOR signaling; negative regulation of signal transduction
Cellular component (GO): cytoplasm
Source: RefSeq, a predicted model, not a curated record